Messenger RNA from Musca vetustissima, 4367 nucleotides. Its product is annotated as polyubiquitin-C-like. The transcript has a single exon. Lineage: Eukaryota; Metazoa; Arthropoda; Insecta; Diptera; Muscidae. The coding region runs from base 26 to 4366 and encodes 1446 amino acids. The record is from RefSeq and is a predicted model, not a curated record. Gene Ontology annotation, cellular component: cytoplasm; nucleus. Gene Ontology annotation, biological process: protein ubiquitination; modification-dependent protein catabolic process. Gene Ontology annotation, molecular function: ubiquitin protein ligase binding; protein tag activity.
UUUUUUAACAAUUAUUAGUUAGAAAAUGCAGAUCUUCGUGAAGACUCUCACCGGCAAGACAAUUACAUUGGAGGUUGAACCUUCAGAUACAAUUGAAAAUGUAAAAGCUAAGAUUCAGGACAAAGAAGGCAUUCCUCCAGACCAACAACGUUUAAUUUUCGCUGGUAAACAAUUGGAAGAUGGACGUACCUUAUCGGACUACAACAUCCAAAAGGAAUCGACCUUGCAUUUGGUAUUGCGUCUUCGUGGUGGUAUGCAAAUAUUUGUCAAGACAUUGACUGGUAAGACAAUUACAUUGGAAGUAGAACCUUCAGACACUAUUGAAAACGUCAAGGCCAAAAUCCAAGACAAAGAGGGUAUUCCCCCAGACCAACAGCGUUUGAUUUUCGCUGGUAAACAAUUAGAAGAUGGUCGCACUUUGUCCGAUUACAACAUUCAAAAAGAAUCUACAUUACAUUUGGUUUUACGUCUUCGUGGUGGCAUGCAAAUUUUUGUUAAGACAUUAACUGGCAAAACCAUAACAUUGGAAGUGGAGCCAUCUGACACCAUUGAAAAUGUGAAGGCCAAAAUCCAAGACAAAGAGGGUAUUCCCCCAGAUCAGCAACGUUUGAUUUUCGCUGGUAAACAAUUGGAAGAUGGACGCACCUUGUCCGAUUACAACAUCCAAAAGGAGUCUACCUUGCAUUUGGUCUUGCGUCUUCGUGGUGGCAUGCAAAUUUUUGUCAAGACCCUAACUGGCAAGACCAUUACCUUGGAAGUAGAGCCCUCUGACACCAUCGAAAAUGUCAAGGCCAAAAUUCAGGACAAAGAGGGUAUUCCCCCAGAUCAGCAACGUUUGAUUUUCGCUGGUAAACAAUUGGAAGAUGGUCGUACUUUGUCGGACUACAACAUUCAAAAAGAGUCAACCUUGCAUUUGGUCUUGCGUCUUCGUGGCGGUAUGCAAAUUUUCGUCAAAACCCUAACUGGCAAGACCAUUACCUUGGAGGUGGAGCCAUCAGACACCAUCGAAAAUGUCAAGGCCAAAAUUCAGGACAAAGAGGGUAUCCCCCCAGAUCAGCAACGUUUGAUUUUCGCUGGUAAACAAUUAGAAGAUGGCCGCACCUUGUCUGAUUAUAACAUUCAAAAGGAGUCAACCUUGCAUUUGGUCUUGCGUCUUCGUGGCGGUAUGCAAAUUUUCGUCAAGACCCUAACUGGCAAGACCAUUACCUUGGAAGUGGAACCAUCAGACACCAUCGAAAAUGUCAAGGCCAAAAUUCAAGAUAAGGAAGGAAUUCCUCCAGACCAGCAGCGUUUGAUUUUCGCUGGUAAACAAUUAGAAGAUGGCCGCACCUUGUCCGAUUAUAACAUCCAAAAAGAGUCAACCUUGCAUUUGGUCUUGCGUCUUCGUGGCGGUAUGCAAAUUUUCGUCAAAACCCUAACUGGCAAGACCAUUACCUUGGAGGUGGAGCCAUCAGACACCAUCGAAAAUGUCAAGGCCAAAAUUCAGGACAAAGAGGGUAUCCCCCCAGAUCAGCAACGUUUGAUUUUCGCUGGUAAACAAUUAGAAGAUGGCCGCACCUUGUCUGAUUAUAACAUUCAAAAGGAGUCAACCUUGCAUUUGGUCUUGCGUCUUCGUGGCGGUAUGCAAAUUUUCGUCAAGACCCUAACUGGCAAGACCAUUACCUUGGAAGUGGAACCAUCAGACACCAUCGAAAAUGUCAAGGCCAAAAUCCAGGACAAAGAGGGUAUCCCUCCAGAUCAGCAACGUUUGAUUUUCGCUGGUAAACAAUUGGAAGAUGGCCGCACCUUGUCUGAUUAUAACAUUCAAAAGGAGUCAACCUUGCAUUUGGUCUUGCGUCUUCGUGGCGGUAUGCAAAUUUUCGUCAAGACCCUAACUGGCAAGACCAUUACCUUGGAGGUGGAGCCAUCAGACACCAUCGAAAAUGUCAAGGCCAAAAUUCAGGACAAAGAGGGUAUCCCCCCAGAUCAGCAACGUUUGAUUUUCGCUGGUAAACAAUUAGAAGAUGGCCGCACCUUGUCUGAUUAUAACAUUCAAAAGGAGUCAACCUUGCAUUUGGUCUUGCGUCUUCGUGGCGGUAUGCAAAUUUUCGUCAAGACCCUAACUGGCAAGACCAUUACCUUGGAGGUGGAGCCAUCAGACACCAUCGAAAAUGUCAAGGCCAAAAUUCAGGACAAAGAGGGUAUCCCCCCAGAUCAGCAACGUUUGAUUUUCGCUGGUAAACAAUUGGAAGAUGGACGCACCUUGUCCGAUUAUAACAUUCAAAAGGAGUCAACCUUGCAUUUGGUCUUGCGUCUUCGUGGUGGAAUGCAAAUUUUCGUCAAAACCCUAACUGGAAAGACCAUUACCUUGGAGGUGGAGCCGUCAGAUACCAUCGAAAAUGUCAAGGCAAAAAUUCAGGACAAAGAGGGUAUCCCCCCAGAUCAGCAACGUUUGAUUUUCGCUGGUAAACAAUUGGAAGAUGGCCGCACCUUGUCUGAUUAUAACAUUCAAAAGGAGUCAACCUUGCAUUUGGUCUUGCGUCUUCGUGGCGGUAUGCAAAUUUUCGUCAAGACCCUAACUGGCAAGACCAUUACCUUGGAGGUGGAGCCAUCAGACACCAUCGAAAAUGUCAAGGCCAAAAUUCAGGACAAAGAGGGUAUCCCCCCAGAUCAGCAACGUUUGAUUUUCGCUGGUAAACAAUUAGAAGAUGGCCGCACCUUGUCUGAUUAUAACAUUCAAAAGGAGUCAACCUUGCAUUUGGUCUUGCGUCUUCGUGGCGGUAUGCAAAUUUUCGUCAAGACCCUAACUGGCAAGACCAUUACCUUGGAGGUGGAGCCAUCAGACACCAUCGAAAAUGUCAAGGCCAAAAUUCAGGACAAAGAGGGUAUCCCCCCAGAUCAGCAACGUUUGAUUUUCGCUGGUAAACAAUUGGAAGAUGGACGCACCUUGUCCGAUUAUAACAUUCAAAAGGAGUCAACCUUGCAUUUGGUCUUGCGUCUUCGUGGUGGAAUGCAAAUUUUCGUCAAAACCCUAACUGGAAAGACCAUUACCUUGGAGGUGGAGCCGUCAGAUACCAUCGAAAAUGUCAAGGCAAAAAUUCAGGACAAAGAGGGUAUCCCCCCAGAUCAGCAACGUUUGAUUUUCGCUGGUAAACAAUUGGAAGAUGGCCGCACCUUGUCUGAUUAUAACAUUCAAAAGGAGUCAACCUUGCAUUUGGUCUUGCGUCUUCGUGGCGGUAUGCAAAUUUUCGUCAAGACCCUAACUGGCAAGACCAUUACCUUGGAGGUGGAGCCAUCAGACACCAUCGAAAAUGUCAAGGCCAAAAUUCAGGACAAAGAGGGUAUCCCCCCAGAUCAGCAACGUUUGAUUUUCGCUGGUAAACAAUUAGAAGAUGGCCGCACCUUGUCUGAUUAUAACAUUCAAAAGGAGUCAACCUUGCAUUUGGUCUUGCGUCUUCGUGGCGGUAUGCAAAUUUUCGUCAAGACCCUAACUGGCAAGACCAUUACCUUGGAGGUGGAGCCAUCAGACACCAUCGAAAAUGUCAAGGCCAAAAUUCAGGACAAAGAGGGUAUCCCCCCAGAUCAGCAACGUUUGAUUUUCGCUGGUAAACAAUUGGAAGAUGGACGCACCUUGUCCGAUUAUAACAUUCAAAAGGAGUCAACCUUGCAUUUGGUCUUGCGUCUUCGUGGUGGAAUGCAAAUUUUCGUCAAAACCCUAACUGGAAAGACCAUUACCUUGGAGGUGGAGCCGUCAGAUACCAUCGAAAAUGUCAAGGCAAAAAUUCAGGACAAAGAGGGUAUCCCCCCAGAUCAGCAACGUUUGAUUUUCGCUGGUAAACAAUUAGAAGAUGGCCGCACCUUGUCUGAUUAUAACAUUCAAAAGGAGUCAACCUUGCAUUUGGUCUUGCGUCUUCGUGGCGGUAUGCAAAUUUUCGUCAAGACCCUAACUGGCAAGACCAUUACCUUGGAGGUGGAGCCGUCAGAUACCAUCGAAAAUGUCAAGGCAAAAAUUCAGGACAAAGAGGGUAUCCCCCCAGAUCAGCAACGUUUGAUUUUCGCUGGUAAACAAUUGGAAGAUGGCCGCACAUUGUCCGAUUAUAACAUUCAAAAGGAGUCAACCUUGCAUUUGGUCUUGCGUCUUCGUGGUGGAAUGCAAAUUUUCGUCAAAACCCUAACUGGAAAGACCAUUACCUUGGAGGUGGAGCCAUCAGACACCAUCGAAAAUGUCAAGGCCAAAAUUCAAGACAAAGAGGGUAUCCCCCCAGAUCAGCAACGUUUGAUUUUCGCUGGUAAACAAUUAGAAGAUGGACGCACCUUGUCCGAUUACAACAUUCAAAAAGAAUCGACCCUUCACCUUGUUCUGCGUCUUCGCGGAGGAUCUUUCUAAA